CAGCUGCACCUUUGGCCAGUCCCCGUCCAGCAGCCUCUUCCAAAGGACAUUUUAUGGGCAGAUAGCUUGUCAGCCCAGCUUGAAAUGUGAACAAGGUAACAGCUGAGCCCCCAUCCAUCCUGCUGCACUCCCCUGCAUGUCCAGCCCCAAGCCCUGCGUCAAGCACACCUCCUCGGGAGGAGACCGCCCCAGCCUGCAAGGAAGUGCUCAUUAUGGAGAGUGGAGAGUGACAGGCCACUCCCGGCCACGUCUCCAAGCAAGCCGGUGCCCCCUCCUCCUGCUGCCACCGCCCACUGAGCUGCCUGGACUGCAGACGCCCUGGUCGGAGCCUCUGGGGCCAGAUGUUAUAGGGCAAGCUAAAAAUAACCGGGCAGGCCAGCCACCAUCGAGGAAGGAGCAUGUGCUGGACGCGGACACAUGAUCCGAGGGACUCUGCUGGGUGGAACUAAGGAAGUCCAGCAGGCUGUGCACGCUCCUGUCCCCACUCGCAGGCCCACGCGGCGAGGGGGCCCCUCUUCUGUGUGCGUCUGGAAGGUUGCUGCCCAGUGAGGAAAUGCCUUUAACCAGCGUGGGGCCGGGCAGCCGCAGGAGGCAGAUCAUCCAGGCUCUGUGCCUCUCGCUACUUCUGCUCCACGCCAGCUCUGCCAAGAAUAUCUGGAAACGGGCAUUGCCUGCGAGGCUGGCCGAGAAAUCCCGUGCCGAGGAGGUGGGCGCGCCCGGUGGUUCCCGGCAGCCCCGAGCCGACCGCUGCCCGCCGCCCCCGCGGACGAUGCCCCCCGGCGCCUGCCAGGCCGUGCGCUGCCAGGCUGACUCGGAGUGCCCGCGGCACCGGCGCUGCUGCUACAACGGAUGUGCCUACGCCUGCCUGGAGGCCGUGCCGCCCCCGCCAGUCUUAGACUGGCUGGUGCAGCCGAAACCUCGAUGGCUUGGUGGCAAUGGCUGGCUCCUGGAUGGCCCUGAGGAGGUGUUGCAAGCAGAGGCAUGCAGCACCACGGAGGAUGGGGCCGAACCGCUGCUCUGUCCCUCGGGCUAUGAGUGCCACAUCCUGAGCCCAGGUGACGUGGCCGAAGGCAUCCCCAACCGUGGGCAGUGCGUCAAGCAGCGCCGACAAGCAGGUGAAUGUCGAAUCUACGAACACAAACUUUACAAAGAAUAUCCAGAAGGUGACUCAAAGAAUGUGGCAGAACCUGGAAGGGGACAACAGAGGCACUUUCAAUAAAGCAACGGCAGGCAGCUGGGUUGCAAGAACAUUCCUCCACUUUCUGCUAAGCCUUGGAAACAGAUGGGAAAAAUAGUUUGACCCUCAAAGUUCACAUUCAGCUCAGCAGAGCAAGACCCCAAGAUGCUUGGAGAUGGGACACCUAGCCAUCAAUCCCGGUUUGGCCCAGCCUGGUUGGGCAACUUUGUGGGAGCCGCUUACCCGCUCUGGGUCCCUGUUUUACCAUCCUGGGAGCAAGGCUCUGCAACUCCACAAGACCUUUACCCCGGGAAGAAGCCGCUGCCCAUGCAAGCAUUUCUGAAGCCCCUUUCUAAGACAAGGCUCAGCAUCUUGAUAUUUUUGACAGAUUUCUCCCAAGUCUGGCUCUGGGAGGUAUGUAGCCAUCUCAAAUGUUCCCAGAAUAAAUUCAUCCAUCAGGAAAUGGAAAUGAACUUGCCUACUAAUGUGUGAUUCUUAGUUCUAGCCACCUGAUGUGCUGAGGCCUAAAUGUUAGCAGAUGGGAGGAGGCCACAGAACAAUAAAAACAACCAAAUAAGA
Cercocebus atys (sooty mangabey) is the source of this 1756-nucleotide messenger RNA. RefSeq names its product WAP four-disulfide core domain 1 (gene WFDC1). Gene Ontology annotation, biological process: regulation of cell growth. The transcript is spliced from 7 exons. Lineage: Eukaryota; Metazoa; Chordata; Mammalia; Primates; Cercopithecidae. Gene Ontology annotation, molecular function: peptidase inhibitor activity. Gene Ontology annotation, cellular component: extracellular region. The record is from RefSeq and is a predicted model, not a curated record. The coding region runs from base 554 to 1219 and encodes 221 amino acids.